Messenger RNA from Caretta caretta (loggerhead turtle), 2447 nucleotides. The record is from RefSeq and is a predicted model, not a curated record. NCBI's taxonomy places the organism in Eukaryota, Metazoa, Chordata, Testudines, Cheloniidae.
CCUGGCGCCUGCCCUGUGCCAGGCCCCAGCGUUGUGUUUCCUCCAGCCCCCAUCGCCCGCUCAGUGGGGCUCCCGCUGUCAUUGCUCCAAUUGCAGCCACUCGCCUCUCCCUGCUGAGCGGGGCUCAGAGCUGGCUGGGGUCGUUCCCCCCUUCUCGCUGGGUACCCCUGAAAGAGGCUGGCUUUGGCCAGCUUCCAGCAGCAGGUGGAGUCAGACUCCAGCCCCCUUCUCCCUCUGGCCCCUCCUCAGGGAGCCUCCCCUGCAGCUGGCCACUUUCCAAGCCAGGGGGGAGGGUCUAGCUGAGCAGGUGAAUAUUUAACCGGAGAGCCGGCACUUGUUUUGCUUGGGCAGCUCUAGGCUGGUUGGGGGUGGUUCUGGCUGGAGAAGGGGGCCGUUGGGCAGCCGAAGAGCUGCAGAGGAGAGCUGUGGGAUGGAGCCGGAGCCGGGGCAGGAGCCCAAGGUGGGCGCAGGAGCCAAGCCGCUACAUCUAGCUGCUCAGAGCCCAGCAGGCGAACAGGAGGAUUCCAUGGACAGGAAGGAAACAUGUCUCCGGGUGGUGGUCAGGGUUCGGCCCCUGACCUGCCAGGAGCUCCGCAGAGGGGACCAGCGUGUGGUGCACUGCCUUGGGGACAACACCAUCUACGUGAAUGCGGCCGGGCAGGAGGCGGCCUUCAGGGCAAGUGCAGCAUUCGAUGCAGGCACGUCCCAGGAAGGGCUGUUUGAAGGCAGCGGGAUGAAGCGACUCAUAGCGCUGGCUGCAAAUGGGUUCUCCUGCACUGCCUUUGCCUUCGGCCAAACAGGCUCUGGAAAGACCUACAGCUUGAUGGGACCCUUAGCUCAGAGCGAGGGCCAGCCGGUGACUCCCUACCUCAUGGGGCUGAUGCAAAGGGCCUUUGUGUGUCUCCUGGAGCAGACGCAGUGCUACAGACCCGGCCUCGUGCUCAGUGCCUCCUAUGUGGAGAUACACAAUGAACAGGUGAGAGACCUGCUGAGCCCAGGGCCACCCAGGCCCCUGCCCGUGCGAUGGAGCAAAACCAGGGGCUUCUACAUCGAGAACCUGCUGACUGUGGAGUUUGGGAGCCUGGAGGCCAUCAUGGACCUACUGCAGGAAGGCACCCGACGGCGGCAGAGCGCUGCGCACGUGCUGAAUGGGCACUCGAGCCGCAGCCACGCCCUGCUGACCAUCCGCAUCCACCGCAAGGCUCUAAGCCCAGACCCCAGCUCCUGCCAGCAAGGCGUGCUCUGCUUCGUGGACCUGGCCGGCAGUGAGAGGGUGAAGGACACCGGCUCAGCUGGGGAGCGCUUAGUGGAGGCCAGCAACAUCAACCGCAGUCUCCUGGCUCUGGGGCACUGCAUCUCUCUGCUGGUGGACCCCAGACGGAGGCGAAGUCACAUCCCGUACAGGGACAGCAAGCUCACCCGGCUGCUGGCGGAGUCCCUGGGCGGAUCUGGGAUCACGCUCAUGGUCGCCUGCAUCUCCCCCUCCUCGCGCUGCCUCCCGGAGACACUGCACACGCUGCGCUUUGCCAGCAGGGCCAAGAAGGUCACCACCAAGCCUGUGGCGCAGAGGGUCUCCCGGGAGAAGCUACUGCAAAGUUUGGAGCAAGAAAUCCAGGCCCUGCGGGAGGAAAACUUCUCCCUGCGCCAGCAGCUGCGUCUGCCCAGGAUACGGGGCGAAAGCCCAGCCACCCACACACCCCCCACCCAGCUGCCCGAGUGCCAGGGAGAGAACUGUGCCCCCGGGCAGAGAGGGGCCCCAAGGAGAGCACCCGGCUCAGCCAGGCGCAGCCUCUAUGGCCUCGUACAGGACUUUGUGCUGGAGAACGAGCAGCUCAGGCACCCGGAGCCCCCCCUGGCCUUCAGCAGCUGGGGCCACGACAGACGCUCCCCCGAAGCCGCCCCCGGCUCCUGCAGCAUCCAGGCCCCAACCUGCCCCCGCCCUGUCCCCGGCGCAGCCCAGUGCGGCCACACGCCGGCUCCUGUCCACGCCUGCCGCUGCCCCUGCUGCUGUGCUGUCCGGCCAGCCCACGCCACCCCCUGCCAGCGCUCCCAGCUGCUGAGGGAGCUGCCCCCAUGGGAGGUGCUCGCUGCCGAGAGCAGUUCCAGGUUCCAGGGGGUUGGGCAGGGCAGUGCGUGGGAGGACCCGGCUCCGCUCUGGCCCCAGCAGCACCCUGUGGCUCCCUGGCUACUCCGUGGGAAAAGGGGCCUGCGCCGAAGGAAGAGCUCCACUGUCUUGUGUCUGCUCCUGGGAGACACCCGGCAGCAGGGCCCUGAGCCUCCCCCCGGCCUGGAGGGGCAGGUCGCACCGUCGGCCCCGCCCCUGCCAGGGCAGCCAGACAGCAGCGCAGGGCGCCAAGCUCCAGCUCCCUGACACCCGCUGCAGCCAGAGGGGAGCGGGGCUGAGCCCAGGGCGGGGGGCACGAAUCGCUCCUGUCCUGUGCGGCCAG